CUCUGCUCUGCAGCUCCCUAUCCUGUCCCUCCCGCCCUACCUCUGCCUGGGCCGCCUCCACCAGGAGCCCUGCUCUGCCAGGCCCUUCUGCAGUGCUUUUCUUUCCAUCUCUUCCUUCUCCACUGGCUUCCCUCUUUCUCUCUCCUCCUUUGGUGUCCUUCCUGCCCAACAGAUGCUGGAAAAUCUGGGCCUGGGAAGGGCAGUCUGGGACCUGGGAUCCCAGCCCAGCCCUUCUCUGCAGCAGGAGCAGGGUGGGGAUUCACCUUUGCCAGAGAUGCCCCAGCAGUGCCAUCUACCUCCCGGGCUGAGGGGACCCCAAGAUGCUCUGUCUGGACACUUUAUGGGUGGAUAGAAUGUUAUCAUCAUUAUUGAAACACUUCUGGGGCGGCGCCUGUGGCUCAGUCGGUCCUCCCCUGGUAUGCCCAGGGUGUGGGGACCUGACACUCAGUCUUGCCCGAGAGAAGUGAGCAGUGGUUGGUGGAGCAGUCGCAGUCUGGUGUGUUCUCAGCCCCAGCUCUUUGUCUGCUGCUUUGUGAUGGGCCACUGGCCCCACUGGAAGCAUCUGGUGGAGGCUUUGGAGCCAGGCUGGCGACAGGAUUCCAGGGUGCAGUGCCCCUACAUGCUACCCCAUCACUAGCAGAACCCUUCCUGUGUGUCAGAGGAAGGCUAAAGUGCUUUCAUUCGCUGGAGAAAUCCUUGCAAACCCUCCCAGCCAAGGUGAUGCUGUCAGCCCAGUGAAAGUGACCUAUCUGAGGGCUGGAGCAAUGCUGGUGCUGACGACCGAGGCAACAAUGGUGACGCGUCAGGCGCGAACCGCCGCGGGACCGCCAGCGCAGGUCGGGGGAACCCCAUUUCCACCCCCUAAGCUGGGCCUUCCUCUUCUGCCCACGCGUCGCCCGGCUGGUCUGCGCAGUUUCCGUCUGAGCCCGCCAGAGGGCGCCCGAGGGCGGAGGAGUGGGCGGGAGCCUGGGAACCCCGGAAAGGCCGCCGGGUCUGCGGCUGCAGUCCGCAUUCAGAUGCACGGACCUGGGAAUCUAGAUUCCAAGAGUUGAACGCUCAGGGAUUCCAGGCGUCGAGGGUUCUCAGAUGCCCGGCAGGCUCCGAUGCUGACACACCAGACUAACCCCCCAACCCCUUCACCCCUCUGGGGUACAGCGGGUGGGGCUGCACGUGUGGUGGAUCUCCGGACCCUGGCCCUCCCCUGUCCUGGACGGAGGAAACUUGAAAACUGGUGGAGGGUGGGAGCCCCCCUCGUUGGAGGGUACGGCAUCCCACCCCCUCGCAGUCCUCCUUCCUCCACCUCCUCCAGAUCCUCUUCGGCCCCGCCCAUCCCGCCGCCCCGCCCGCUUUCUUCGGCCAGGCCGGGAGCCCCCGGGGCCGCCGCGCUAGCACCCGCCAUGCGCUCUGUCUCCGCCGCCCCGCUGCUUCAGCUGCUGUUCCUGCUGGGGCCGCGGCUGCAGGCUGCAGGCGUCGCGGAGCCGCCGCUGCCCACGGUGGUCCUGGCUAUCCUGGCCCGCAAUGCUGAGCACUCACUGCCCCACUACCUGGGCGCGCUGGAGCGGCUGGAGUACCCCCGGGCCAGGCUGGCCCUCUGGUGCGCCACAGACCACAAUGUGGACAACACCACGGAGAUGCUACAGGAAUGGCUAGCAGCUGUGGGGGAUGACUAUGCAACUGUGGUCUGGAGGCCUGAGGGGGACACCAGGUCCUACCCAGAUGAAGAGGGUCCCAAGCACUGGACCAAAGAAAGGCACCAAUUUCUGAUGGAGCUGAAGCAGGAAGCCCUCACCUUUGCCAGGGGCUGGGGAGCUGACUAUAUCUUGUUUGCAGACACAGACAACAUUCUGACCAACAAUCAGACACUGCGACUUCUGGUGGAACAGGGACUGCCAGUGGUGGCCCCAAUGCUGGACUCCCAGACCUACUACUCCAACUUCUGGUGUGGGAUCACCCCCCAGGGCUACUACCGCCGCACAGCUGAGUACUUCCCCACCAAGAAUCGCCAGCGCCGGGGCUGCUUCAGUGUGCCUAUGGUUCACUCCACCUUCCUGGUAUCCCUGCGGGCCGAAGGGGCAGCCCAGCUCGCCUUCUACCCACCUCAUCCCAACUACACUUGGCCCUUCGACGACAUCAUCGUUUUCGCCUAUGCCUGCCAGGCUGCUGGGAUCUCAGUCCAUGUGUGCAAUGAUCAGCGUUAUGGGUACAUGAAUGUUCCUGUGAAAGCCCACCAGGGGUUGGAGGACGAGAGGGUCAACUUCAUCCACCUAAUCUUGGAAGCGCUAGUGGACGGGCCCCCCAUGCAAACCUCGGCUCAUGUGUUUCGGCCCCCAAAGCAGCCUAGCAAGAUGGGGUUUGAUGAGGUCUUUGUCAUCAGCCUGGCCCGCAGGUCCGACCGCCGUGAGCGCAUGCUGAGCUCACUCUGGGAGAUGGAGAUCUCUGGGCGAGUGGUGGAUGCUGUGGAUGGCCGGACACUCAACAGCAGUGUCAUCAGGAGCCUUGGUGUGGACCUGCUCCCCGGCUACCAGGACCCCCAUUCAGGCCGCACGCUGACCAAGGGCGAGGUGGGCUGCUUCCUCAGCCACUACUCCAUCUGGGAGGAGGUGUCUGCCAGGGGCCUGGCCCAGGUGCUGGUGUUUGAGGAUGACGUGCGCUUUGAGAGCAACUUCAAGGGACGGCUGGAGAGGCUGAUGAAGGACGUGGAUGCAGAGAAACUGCCCUGGGACCUGAUCUACCUUGGCCGGAAGCAGGUGAAUCCUGAGGAGGAAGCAGCUGUGGAGGGGCUGCCAGGACUAGUGGUGGCUGGGUAUUCCUACUGGACACUGGCAUACGCCCUGAGCCUGGCGGGUGCCCGCAAGCUGUUGGCCUCCCAGCCUCUGCAUCGCAUGCUGCCUGUGGAUGAGUUCCUGCCCAUCAUGUUUGACCAGCACCCUAAUGAGCAGUACAAGGCACACUUCUGGCCCAGGGACCUGCGUGCCUUCUCGGCCCGGCCCCUGCUUGCUGCCCCCACCCACUACGCAGGGGAUGCUGGGUGGCUCAGUGACACAGAGACAUCCUCCCCCUGGGAUGACGACAGUGGCCGCCUCUUCAGCUGGAGUGGCUCUCAAAAGACCCUGCGUGGGCCCCGCCUAGACCUGGCUGGCAGCAGUGGGCACAGUCUCCACCCCCGGGAUGAGCUCUAGAUUCAGAUGGUGACUCCAAAGAAGCUCCCAGGAGCAGGCCACAGCUCCAGGGGAGCAGAGGAAGAGGUUGCUGGCAGGAGCCACAGACCUAAGAGACCUGGCGACCACCUUAGGUGUGGCCGCUCUGCUCUCUCAAUGCAUCUUAUAGGGGGAAACCACUCAGAGAUCCCCUUCCCCAAAGGUCUCACAUGUAAAAGGGUAGGCCUUGUUGGCCCCUGUCCCCCAGUCCUGCCCUGGCUGAUUCAGGGCCUGCGGUACAGGGAAGGAUGUGGCUCCCCAGCCUUCCUUGUCAAGAUGGCCAGACAUCAGGAGCCCUCCCCAGGAGUCAGCCACUGGAGCCUCAGCCUAGUCCCCAGCUCACCUUUGGGUCUCUCCAGCGCUCUCUCCCCUGGACAGAGGGAAGUGAAGGGAGCAGACCUGGUGCCCAGCACAGCAAUAAAAGCCACCUGGCACUUAUUCUUUAUCCUUUUAACUCAUGCCUGAACCUCUGCAUCUCAGCUGCCUGGGAGGAGGCAUCCCCAUCUGUGGGUGAGCAGCUGGAGAGAC
Nycticebus coucang (slow loris) is the source of this 3725-nucleotide messenger RNA. It is a transcript of the gene CERCAM, whose product is annotated as cerebral endothelial cell adhesion molecule. The transcript is spliced from 19 exons. NCBI's taxonomy places the organism in Eukaryota, Metazoa, Chordata, Mammalia, Primates, Lorisidae. The record is from RefSeq and is a predicted model, not a curated record. Bases 1104 to 3179 code for a protein of 691 amino acids.